Molecule: messenger RNA, 2229 nt
Organism: Neurospora tetrasperma FGSC 2508
Lineage: Eukaryota; Fungi; Ascomycota; Sordariomycetes; Sordariales; Sordariaceae
Exons: 1
Coding region: 1-2229 (742 amino acids)
Molecular function (GO): DNA-binding transcription factor activity
Source: RefSeq, a predicted model, not a curated record
AUGACCAACCCGUGGCUCUACCAGGACGACAGCUACCACGUGCCCUACUCUUACAACAGAAUGGAGUAUACACCGGGACUACUCGAGAGUUUUAUCGACCCCAUGUUGCAAAGUUUUACAACACCAUCAGCCUACCCGACCACCAUGGAUCAACACCAUUCGAUGCAAUUCCAACUCAAGGAAGGACAAAAGACAAUGGUCUUCAACUCCGAUAUCCCACAACCGGCUACCUUCAUUCCUUCCACGUUGGGGGUCAUGAAUCCAUUCCAGGUCCGCUGCAUCAGUCCUAAUUCGGCCUUCGAGACUUCAGAAGCAUCCGGAAGUGCACAGAGCCCACCCGCAGACACCAACACCGAACCACCUGCAAACUACGAAGCCCGAUCGCCCCUACAAGAGCCUUUGCACCCUGAAGAUUUUGGUCUCUCCCAGAACCACUCUAUCCAAUUCGCCGGCAUAGGCAAAGGUCUGGGCAAUGGCUUCUUCGUCAACCCUAUGGACGUCAACUCAACCGGGCAGAUGGACGGCUAUGACAGCGAGACCAGCACUCUUGAAUUCACUCUGCCUCAGCGGGUCAACAGCUGGGAGAGUUACACGACUGGUGGGGUGUCCGGGUGUGACAUGGAGCAGAUUCAGCAGCAGCAGCAGCAGCAGCAGCAGCACAACUCUCCUAUAGUUGACUACACCAAGCCCGUCAACCACUACCCACCUGCGUCCCAGGAGAAGAUCGAGGAGCCGUCUCUAGUCAUUCUUCCACGCGCACCCAACCUGAAGCGAACGAGGCAGGCCGAUGCCGACGCCGAUGAAUACCUCCCAGCGACCAAACGAACCGCCGCAGUCCUCAGCCGAUCAACAUCCACCAAAACCAAAACAACCACCCCCCGUCGCGGCCGCCCCCCAACCUCCCACUUCCCCUUGACUACCCACCGCCCUCACCAACACCAACCCACCCGAACCCUCCCCUCAACAGCUACCAAAGCCCUCACUCCCAACUCCUCCAGAGGUAAUCUCCUCUGCCCCCACCCGCCCUGCCACCAAUCAUCCCAUGGCUUCAAAGACCAACCCUCUCUAGACGCACACAUCAAGAAACAGCACUCACGCCCGUUCAUCUGCGUCUUCAGCUUUGCCGGUUGCGACUCCACUUUCGGCAGCAAGAACGAGUGGAAGCGACAUGUGGCCAGCCAGCACCUGGUGCUAGAGUACUGGCUUUGUCAAGAGGGGGAGUGUGCUAACGUUGAUAACAACAUCCCUUCGUCUGUGGCAGCGAUUUCUGGAGGUAGUGGAUCAAGGUCAGGAAAGAGGAGAAAACCAGUACAAACCAUGAUCCCAGGGAACGACAACGACGAGAACGAAGACGACGAAGACCUACCCCUCCUCCCCAACGGCGCCAUCUUCAACCGCAAAGAUCUCUACACCCAACACGUCCGUCGGAUGCACUUGCCUUCUCACCUGACCCCUUUUCUGAGAAAGGAAUCUUCUCCCGCAGGCAGCAACAAAUCCUCCUCCUCCUCCUCCUCCUCGGCCCUUACCCAAACAAACGAAACCACCCAACAAGAACUCAACAUCUACAUCGCCACCUUACAAUCCCGCGCCCAAAUCAAGCGCUGUGCCCUGCCCACAUACAUGCGUUGUCCGGUGCCCAGCUGUCCACAGCCACCCUUCAAGGGCACGGAAGCAUGGGACCAGAGGAUGGAACAUGUCGCUAAGCAUUUGGAGAGUUAUGCUGCCGCCACUGCUGCUACUGUCGCUGCCGCCACUGCUUCCGGUACAAGAACUGGAUCGGAAGUGGAAGUGGACUCUCGGUCGUCAGUAGCAGAACAAGACAACAACAAGGUGGAAUUCGGUAGCGAGAGUGAUACUACUUUGACGGAGUGGGCUGCUAGUAGGGAGGUGGGCAUCAUUAAGCGUGUCAUCAGGACUGGGUCUACUGGGACUGGAACGGGGAAAGCAGAAGGAGGAGGAUGGAAGUGGGUGACGAGAGACCCGAUUAAGAGGAGAGGACAUGGUGGGAAUGGAACUGGAAGUGGAAGUGGAAGUGGAAGUGCUGCCGGUGGGUACGGCGGAGUGGGUAGGGGCAAGGGAGGACGGACGAAGGUGGUGAAGACGAAGGGAAAGGCGAAGGCGGUGACAACGAAGGCGAACAUGAAGAGGGAACAAGAGGUGGAGGAGGAGAUUGUGGUUCAAACUCGAACUCAAAAUCACCAGUCGUUCGAGUUUGAGGAUGAUGAAUGA